AUGCCGGAAUCUCCAUUCGCCAAGUCAAUCCCCCUCUUUGAAGACUCUGAGCCCGAUUGCCUAUUGGAAAGGGGGCCUUUCGACGGACGCGACAAAUUCUUUGUCGUGUUCGAUUCUGGCCUUGACGGACUACUCUCGAUUUAUGAGGGCUCUGAGCCACAUUGCCUCUUUGACGAGCCAACAUCACUCUUCGAUAAGCCGAAAUACAAUAUAAAUAAGCCUACGGAUAAUAUGUGCUUGAAUGAUACAUCAUGUUUGCUGAACAAAUUCUACUUCUACUUUAGGUAUGUUUCUGGAGACAGGUCUAUGCGUAGUCAACGUCCCUUAGGAUCCGGCUUCUCCAACUACGGCUCAUGCGAGGCUCCCCCCAAAACGGCGGAGAAAAACGCGUGGGGGAGUGUUCAAGUACCGCCAACAGUGGCCCCAAAGCACACUGAUAUUAGGUCUGGCUUUAGCCGCGCGGACCUGUCCACUGAGAAGCUGCCACAAGUGUCACAUCCCGGGAAGGCAGGCCUGAAUGGAGUUGAGACCCUAAUGAUGCUUGGGAUUACGCUGCUGUGGUUUUUUAUGAUAUACCGCAUCUUCCGGAGCACUGUGGGCGCUCAGGUGGUGUGGAAAAGGAAACUAGUAAUUGAAUGA
Morchella sextelata is the source of this 639-nucleotide messenger RNA. RefSeq lists its product as uncharacterized. The coding region runs from base 1 to 639 and encodes 212 amino acids. The transcript has 4 exons. The record is from RefSeq and is a predicted model, not a curated record. Lineage: Eukaryota; Fungi; Ascomycota; Pezizomycetes; Pezizales; Morchellaceae.